AUUCCUAUCUUCCAAAUUCUUCCCUUGCUCGUCCUCACUCUCGUAAGAGCAAUCCACGGUGGCAGUGGCAGAGAAAAGAUAUAACUUGGGUCAGACAUAUAUACUUUAAAUAAGAGAAACACUUUAAAUGUGAGCAUAACAGUUAUAUUGUCCUAGCAGUAAAGGUUUUGUGUCCUAAGCCCAUCAACCCAUGCUUUCUUUCUCAUUUUCAUAUCAUGUAUUCCUCCAAUAGCUGCAAGAAACAAGGAAAUGCUGAAUUGACGAAUCGAACAGACGACCUCCCAUUUCAAACACAAAUGAGACUUCGUUUUCAUUGAUGAAGUAGGAUCAUAAGAGGUUCAAAUACAAAUGCGCCAGCUUACUUAUGUUCAAUUACAAAUGUGGCGGCUGCUAAUCCACCAAAUGAACCAGUCAAGCACCCCACGGUUGGUCGUUGUGACUUCGGUUGGCCAGUUUCCUACAGCGCCAGCUUACAUAUGUUCAAUUUCCAUUUUGUUGUGACUCUAGUCCUGCUGGUCCCCCUCCCUCUGUGACCGGCAAUCGAUGGAAAGAGUAUGGUGUCAUUGAUUUAGUAUGGAUGGCAAUAUUAAUCUGCAUGGCUUGAGUUGUGCUUGUGUGUUGAUAUUGAAUUCAUAAAACUAAUAUAAGCCAACUUAUUACAUCUCAUAUGGCUCUUGCAUUUGGUGGCUACUCUACCCUUGAUACUUGUUAUUAUAGUAAGUUUACAUAUAUAUUUUUUAGUGUUUUCUUGGUGUCCUAGUAAUUCUUCCACUAUCAAUGCUACUGAUAUAUACUACUGUUUUACCCUGGUACCAAUGGUUCAAUGCUACGUCUUGUUUAGUACUCGGAAGAAAAUGCUUCAUCUAGUUGAUAACUGCAAUGAUCCAAUGUAGUUCUCAAAGGGCACCCAUCAAUUCUUGUAGAUUCACUAUAGGUGGUUUCUGUUUUGGUUUGGAAAAGAUCAAAGGAGUAACAAAAGCAGGAAUUUUUGGUUGAUUUAACAUGGACAGGGCUAGGAAUUUCAUACCUGCCCCUAAUCAGGAGCUUCUGGAUGCCAAGCCAUUAAGGUCUUUAGCUCCAAUGUUCCCUGCACCUAUGGGAGUCAACAUUAAUCAGUCAAGCACCCCACCGUUGGUCGUUGUGACUCCGGUUGGCCAGUUUCCUACAGGAUUUGGUGCUGGGAGCCUUCCUGCCUUUGGAUCGUUCGCCACCUUCAGUGCUACUGUGAAUGCUUUUUCGCCUGCAGGCACAAGUGCUAGUGUGCCCAUUGAUGUUACCCCUGUCUCAGCAUACAAGACGAGAUCAUCUGGGGUUACACCACGUAAUGAUGACGGUGAACCUUAUUCGGUUAGUCAGACUUCGGCAUCUGAACGUCAGGCUAAGAGGUCAGCUGGUUUGGCUGCUGAGGGCUCAAAUGGAGUUAAGGUCAAGCGCCCUAAGCCUAUCUACAGGAAUCAUGUUUCUGGCAAGCUGCUUGCUUUUCUGCCCACUUCAGAUAGUACUCCUAGGGAGGCUGUGGAAGCAGUUCAUAUGACCUUUGAGGCACUCAGGCGUAGACAUCUUCAGAUGGAUGAAACGCUAGACGCUAGCAGACGUGCAGACCUGAAAGCUGGCGCUAUCAUGAUGGCCAGUGAUAUCAGGGCCAAUGUGGGAAAGAGGGUAGGGACUGUUCCUGGUGUUGAAAUAGGUGAUAUUUUCUAUUUCAGGAUGGAGCUAUGCAUCAUCGGGUUGCACGCGCCUAGCAUGAGUGGCAUUGAUUACAUGAGUGCUAACUUUGGAAAUGGCGAGGAUUCUGUAGCUAUAUGUAUUGUCGCGGCAGGUGGUUAUGAGAAUGACGAUGAUGACACAGACACGCUGGUGUACAGUGGUUCAGGGGGUAACAGUAGGAACACCGAGGAGAGGCAUGACCAGAAGCUUGAGAGGGGCAACCUUGCUCUCGAGAGGAGUUUGCACAGGAAGAAUGAGAUAAGGGUCGUGCGGGGAUUCAAAGAUCCAGCUACGAUAACUGGCAAAAUCUACAUAUACGAUGGCCUCUAUAAAAUCCAGGAGUCCUGGAAGGAGAGAACAAAGUUUGGCAUCAACUGCUUCAAGUACAGGCUGCAGCGUGAACCUGGACAGCGUGAUGGAGCUGUGGUAUGGAAGAGGACGCAGCGAUGGAUACAAAAUGCAUCAACAAGAGGCAAGGUUAUACAACAUGACCUAUCAUCUGGGGCUGAAACGUUCCCAGUUUGUGUCGUCAAUGAGGAAGACCAUGAGAAAGGACCUGGGCAUUUCACCUAUACUACUGAGGUCAAAUACCCGAGACCUCUAAGCUCCAUGAGAGCCUUGCAGGGUUGCGGUUGCCAGAGUGUUUGCCUACCCGGCGAUGCAAACUGUGCUUGUGGGCAACAUAAUGGAGGUGAUCUACCGUACAGCUCAGCAGGAGUGUUGGUGUGCCGCAAGCCAGUAAUAUAUGAAUGUGGUGAAGCUUGCCAUUGCAGCCUGAAUUGUCGGAACAGAGUGUGCCAAAAGGGGAUCAGGUACCACUUUGAGGUCUUCAGGACCACAAAUCGAGGCUGGGGUCUUCGCUGUUGGGGUCCUAUUCGUGCUGGUGCAUUUAUUUGCGAGUAUGCUGGGGAGGUCAUUGAUGAGCUUCAGGUUAAUUUGGAUGAUAGUGAAGAUGAUUACAUUUUUCAGACCGUGUGCCCUGGUGAGAAGACGCUAAAAUGGAACUCUGGGCCUGAAUUGAUAGGCGAGGAAAGCACAUAUGUAUCACCUGAUGAAUUUCAGCCGCUGCCCAUCAAGAUAAGUGCAAAACAGAUUGGAAAUGUCUCACGUUUCAUAAACCACAGUUGCUCCCCAAAUGUCUUCUGGCAACCAGUGCAAUACGACCAUGGAGAUGACAAGCACCCACAUAUAAUGUUCUUUGCACUUAAUCACAUCCCUCCCAUGACGGAGUUAACUUAUGACUAUGGUGUGGUUCGAGCUGGGACCAGUCGUGGCAAGACCUGCCUGUGUGGAUCAUUAACCUGUCGCGGGUUAUUUUGAUUUACAUUUAGGGCGCAUGUAUAUUGUGGUGGAUCAACAUGCAGGCCAAUAUGCUAGAUGUUUGUGCUGCUACCUAGAUUCUACCAAUGUCAGAUUAGUUCCUGGGAAGAUGGUUAAUAAUCGGUCGUCUGGAACUGCGAAGACAGUAAGCUAUCUUCGAGCUAUAGAAUGCCCAUGUCGUGUCAAUGCCGCACUUGGCCUCUCUUCUGCCGGAUGGUGGCUUUGUGCCCGCCAUUUGUUCAGAUACUUGGUGGAUGCGUGUGUUGAUGUAUUUCCUGCUGCUAAUCUGUCUUCCCUUCUCCUUGCCAUCCGUUUCUGUGUAGGCUAGCGUCAGUUUUAACUGGACCCCUGGCUGUUAGCUGCGACUUGUCAAGACUCGGUGCUGUAAAAACAUGUGGCUUAGUCUCGUCUCGCGUUCGGCUCAGAUUUUUACCUGUGUCC
Molecule: messenger RNA, 3468 nt
Organism: Triticum aestivum (bread wheat)
Lineage: Eukaryota; Viridiplantae; Streptophyta; Magnoliopsida; Poales; Poaceae
Product: histone-lysine N-methyltransferase, H3 lysine-9 specific SUVH1
Exons: 3
Coding region: 1003-3027 (674 amino acids)
Cellular component (GO): nucleus
Molecular function (GO): double-stranded DNA binding; protein binding; zinc ion binding
Source: RefSeq, a predicted model, not a curated record